Molecule: messenger RNA, 1414 nt
Organism: Meloidogyne enterolobii
Lineage: Eukaryota; Metazoa; Nematoda; Chromadorea; Rhabditida; Meloidogynidae
Source: the annotation of a GenBank genome assembly
UUAUAGAAUGGGCAACCUCUUUUCAACUAAUAGAUCUAUUAGCUCUUUAUCUUCUGUAAUUGAACAUAUUUCUGGGACUUCAUCAAAUAUGACUAGCAGAAAAAGAAAAGCUUCACUAAAUGAAAAUGCCUCUGAUAUUGAACCAAAACGAUUUAAAUUAAAUACUCCCGAUUAUGUUUAUCAAAAGCUUUUCGUUGAAGGUCUCAAUUCAGACAUUCAAAUUCAUGCUCUUGGUCAUACUUGGAGAUUACACAAACUUUAUCUUGAGCAAUGUGAAUAUUUCCAUGCACUCUUUCAAGGAAAUUGGUCAGAUUCUGGGAAAGAUGAAUAUUACAUGCAAAUUGAUGAUGACAAUAUUUGCUUUAAAGAAAAAUGUCAAAUACAACUGGCCGAUUAUUUACGCGACAAAGAAAAACUUUUGAUUUGUCUUCGUCUUUCCGAUCGUUAUGGUUUUGUUAAAAGAAUGAAAGAGGCUAUUAAUGUUCUCAAAUAUAUGUUUUGCCAUUUUUGUUUGGAUGAAGCAUUUUUACGUGGAUUACAAAAAUCUUGGCUUAUUACUUUAUUUUCUCAACAAUUUGUUUGUGUACGCGAAAGUGAGAUGGAUUUGUAUCGUGCAAUAAGAAAUUGGAUUUUCCUUACUGAAUGUCCAUAUGCUCGUUUAGGAGAUGAAAAGUCAAUUGCUCUUUUCUUUGAAUCUUCAUUUUUUAACCGGCACAAAUACUUUGACUUGUUACGACUUUUAAGAGUGUCUCAUCUAGUUUCACUUCAAUCAAAUUUGAAAUUGAUUAGAGCUGAUGGAAUUAUUCCCAGGAAAUUACUAAAAAAUGUAAUUUGUGACCAAUGGCAAAUGUUACUUCGAUCUGAAGAGACAACCACAGGGUUAGUGAAGGAAGUUGAAAUUUUAAAUUUGAGGGGGGGGGUGACCAGGCUUCAGCUUCUACAAAAUAUCAUCAAUAAUUUUCAUUUUAGAUUUCCCGAAGUAAUAGAUGACAACGAAUUUUACGCCAGUUGUUAUCGUUUUGGACGUACAGGUAUUAGUCCUCUUUCAAGAAUAACUUGGCGUAGGUUGGGAUACUUCUUUGGUGUUGAUCUGCUUGCGACCUAUGAUCAAGGUUAUUUACGUCUAGCAAGAAAUGGCUCAAUGGCUCCAACACAACAUCAAAUCUCAGUGAAACAUGUUGACAUCAUGAAAUUACAUUACAGAUGUAUUGUUUGUGCAGAUAAUGGAGCUGUUUUAUUGGAUACUCAAAAACAGUCUAAAGCUUUUAAUCUCGACAGGAAUGUAGAAUUGGGAAAAUUUAAAUUACCAAAUGGUCAAAAGAUUUCUAUUCAUCUUUUCUGUCUUCCAUUUGCGCCGAUUCAUCAAUCAACUUAUUAUUGGGACGAAUUGAUUUCUUGGGCAGGUGGGAAUUGA